Pocillopora damicornis (cauliflower coral) is the source of this 648-nucleotide messenger RNA. RefSeq lists its product as uncharacterized. The record is from RefSeq and is a predicted model, not a curated record. NCBI's taxonomy places the organism in Eukaryota, Metazoa, Cnidaria, Anthozoa, Scleractinia, Pocilloporidae.
CAUUGUGUUUCACGGGAAAGAAUGAGAUUUCCAACAAAACCUCCAAAAUCACCUGAGAAGGACGCAUAUCCCCUUGAAAACAUCUCAUCAACUCAAACUAAAAGCUUCAAACCAGAGAGCUCUGAGGGACAAUGUAAUUCAGAUGAUCAAGCUACUUCACUGACUCAAGAGAUGAAACGUGUUAUCGAUCAAUCACAAAGGAGAAUGACUUUUCUGAGAAAGAAGUAUAUCCCAACAGCUUAUUACCAUAAAGAGCUGCUGGGGCAACUGAGGUCACACGUCGACUCGCUCAAAUCGUGCAGACGGACCCGUAGCUCGCUGAAAAUCAGAAAGUUUCUCGCAGAAAAACAAUGGAAAAUGGCGGAAGUGAGAAGGAAACAAACGAACCACUGAACACUGGCAAAGAAGAGGAGGAAGAAAGUAAGAAAGAAUUCGAAUCUCAUCCAAGGUCGAUGAAAUUUGGUAAGUUUCACUUGAACCAAAUCUCGUUGUCCCCUCUGUUACCGUAUAAUCUAACCGUCAGAAAAACACUGCAAUCCUACAAAUUCAACCACUUUAUUAAACAACUCGUGAUAUUCUUAAGAGAGGAUGUCAGCAUCCAUCGAACAAAUUUGUAAUAUUGUGGCAAGUCGCCCAAAAUUCAUUUUC